This is a messenger RNA of Mesoplodon densirostris (Blainville's beaked whale), 1866 nucleotides long. It is a transcript of the gene TBX5, whose product is annotated as T-box transcription factor 5. Gene Ontology annotation, molecular function: RNA polymerase II cis-regulatory region sequence-specific DNA binding; DNA-binding transcription factor activity, RNA polymerase II-specific. The coding region runs from base 170 to 1780 and encodes 536 amino acids. The record is from RefSeq and is a predicted model, not a curated record. The transcript is spliced from 9 exons. Lineage: Eukaryota; Metazoa; Chordata; Mammalia; Artiodactyla; Ziphiidae. Gene Ontology annotation, biological process: positive regulation of DNA-templated transcription; pattern specification process; cardiac left ventricle formation. Gene Ontology annotation, cellular component: nucleus.
GAGGCUGCAGAGGAGGCUCCUAGCGUGUGUGUGCACGCCUCGUGCGUUCCUACUCCGUUCUCUGCACAGCCGCGUCACCCAGAUUACUUCCCGGGCAGAAGCCGAGCGGGUUUGCGAUGAUUUGUGCAGGAUUUUUUGCAGCCUCCGAGCCGCGCUCAGAGAAGCAGAGAUGGAUGGAGAGCAGGACCCCGAGCGGUCACAGGGCCCCGGGCUCACCAUGGCCGACGCAGACGACGGCUUUGGCCUGGCUCACACACCCCUGGAACCAGACUCCAAGGAUCUACCCUGUGACUCAAAACCCGAGAGCGCGCUAGGGGCCCCCAGCAAGUCCCCGUCGUCCCCGCAGGCCGCCUUCACCCAGCAGGGCAUGGAAGGGAUCAAGGUGUUUCUCCAUGAAAGAGAACUGUGGCUGAAAUUCCACGAAGUGGGCACGGAAAUGAUCAUAACCAAGGCUGGCAGGCGGAUGUUUCCCAGUUACAAAGUGAAGGUGACCGGCCUGAAUCCCAAAACGAAGUACAUUCUCCUCAUGGACAUUGUUCCCGCCGACGACCACAGAUACAAGUUCGCAGAUAAUAAAUGGUCUGUGACGGGCAAAGCGGAGCCCGCCAUGCCGGGCCGCCUCUACGUGCACCCGGACUCGCCGGCCACUGGGGCGCAUUGGAUGCGGCAGCUCGUCUCCUUCCAGAAACUCAAGCUCACCAACAACCACCUGGACCCAUUUGGGCAUAUUAUUCUAAAUUCCAUGCACAAAUACCAGCCAAGAUUACACAUCGUGAAAGCGGACGAAAAUAAUGGAUUUGGCUCAAAAAAUACUGCGUUCUGUACCCACGUCUUCCCUGAGACUGCGUUUAUUGCGGUGACUUCCUACCAGAACCACAAGAUCACCCAGUUAAAGAUUGAAAAUAAUCCCUUUGCCAAAGGAUUCCGGGGCAGCGAUGACAUGGAGCUGCAUAGAAUGUCGAGAAUGCAAAGUAAAGAAUAUCCCGUGGUUCCCAGGAGCACAGUGAGACAGAAAGUGGCCUCCAACCACAGUCCUUUCAGCAGUGAGCCUCGAGCUCUCUCCGCCUCAUCCAACUUGGGGUCCCAGUACCAGUGUGAGAAUGGUGUGUCUGGCCCCUCCCAGGACCUCCUACCCCCACCCAACCCGUACCCGCUGCCCCAGGAGCACGGCCAAAUUUACCACUGCACCAAGAGGAAAGCAGAUGAAGAAUGUUCCACCACAGACCAUCCCUAUAAGAAGCCCUACAUGGAGACAUCGCCCAGUGAAGAGGACCCGUUCUACCGCUCCGGCUACCCCCAGCAGCAGGGCCUGGGUGCCUCCUAUAGGACAGAGUCAGCCCAGCGGCAGGCCUGCAUGUAUGCCAGCUCUGUGCCGCCCAGCGAGCCCGUGCCCAGCCUGGAGGACAUUAGCUGCAACGCCUGGCCCAGCAUGUCCUCAUACAGCAGCUGCACGGUCACCACCGUGCAGCCCAUGGACAGGCUACCCUAUCAGCACUUCUCUGCUCACUUCACCUCGGGGCCCCUGGUCCCCCGGCUGGCUGGCAUGGCGAACCACGGCUCCCCGCAGCUCGGAGAGGGAAUGUUCCAGCACCAGACCUCCAUGGCCCACCAGCCUGUGGUCAGGCAGUGUGGGCCUCAGACUGGCCUCCAGUCCCCCGGCAGCCUUCAGGCGUCGGAGUUCCUGUACUCUCACAGCGUGCCAAGGACCCUGUCCCCGCAUCAGUACCACUCGGCCGUGCACGGAGUCGGCAUGGUUCCAGAGUGGAAUGACAGCAGCUAAGGCGAGGCCUGCUCCUUCACCGCCAUUUCCAGAGGGAGGGGAGAGAGGGAGAGGGACAGUCGCAGGGAGAACCCCAAGGACGAGAU